CUCUGGCCUUCCGGAGGACUUGUCGUCGUUGCCCGCGGCCCUUCGCCGCUCUCCUCGGCUCCGGUCGGCGGUGGGCGGGUCUGACGUGUGCAGUGGGCUGCGUCGUUCGGCUCAGCUGUAGCUCGCGGUUGUUAGACCAUGGGGCAGCAGGAUAUGUGGCGGCUCCUGUCCAGGUUCAGCUCACUCAAGAGAGCCAAUGUUAUUCUGCAGCAUCUGAGAAUGUCCAUGCAUACAGAAGCUGCGGAAGUGCUGCUGGAGAGGAGAGGUUGUGCAGGAGUCAUAACGCUGAACAGACCCAAGUUCCUCAACGCUCUGUCUCUGAGCAUGAUCCAGCUGAUCUAUCCACAGCUAAAGAAGUGGGAACAGGACCCUGAGACGUUCCUGAUCAUCAUAAAGGGAGCUGGAGGAAAGGCCUUCUGUGCUGGAGGGGACAUCAAAGCAAUCUCAGAAGCUAAAAAAACAAGGCAGAAUAUGUCUCAAGAUUUUUUCAGAGAAGAAUAUAUUCUGAACAAUGCCAUUGCAUCCUGUCAGAAACCGUAUGUUGCCCUUAUUGAUGGGAUCACAAUGGGUGGGGGAGUUGGUCUUUCAGUUCAUGGGCGAUUCCGAGUGGCUACUGAAAGGUCCCUCUUUGCAAUGCCAGAAACAGGAAUAGGGCUAUUUCCUGAUGUGGGCGGAGGUUAUUUCUUGCCAAGACUUCAAGGAAAGCUGGGUUACUUCCUUGCACUGACAGGGUUCAGAUUGAAAGGAAGAGAUGUACACAGAGCAGGAAUCGCCACACACUUUGUAGAUUCGGAGAAGUUACACAAGUUAGAAGAAGAGUUGUUGGCCUUGAAAUCACCCGCAGCAGAAGAUAUUGCAGGUGUCUUAGAAAGCUACCAUGCAGAGUCCAAGAUGGAUCAAGACAAAUCUGUCAUAUUUGAGGAACACAUGGACAAAAUAAACAGGUGUUUUUCAGCAAAUACUGUGGAACAGAUUAUUGAAAACUUACGGCAGGAUGGUUCACCUUUUGCCAUAGAACAAUUGAAGAUAAUUAGUAAAAUGUCUCCGGCAUCCCUGAAGAUCACACUGAGGCAGCUCAUGGAAGGCUCCUCAAAGACCUUGCAAGAGGUACUGACCAUGGAAUACCGGCUAAGUCAAGCAUGCAUGGAAGGUCAUGAUUUUCAUGAAGGCGUUAGAGCAGUUCUCGUUGACAAAGACCAGAAUCCAAAGUGGAAACCAGCCAAUUUAAAUGAAGUAACUGAUGAAGACUUGAAUAGUUAUUUUAAAUCCCUGGGGAGCAGUGACUUGAAAUUCUGAGGUGAUCAGGUACCUAAAGUUUACUUUGGAACAAGGGUCAGCACAUAUAACACAGAGGCCAGGUCUGGUAUCUUGUCUGUAUUCAUGCAGCCUGCAAGCAGGAAAUAGUUUUCUCACUUGUAAAUUAUUGGAAAUGAGAUGACAAGACUAACAUUUUAUGACACGAUGGUCACCUGAAGUUUAAACACCAGUGUUUAUGUUUCAUGAUACAAUAGUUAGCUCAAACACUAAUGUUUAUAGAACUUUACUACAGCAUAGCCAUACUUGUUAUCUGUGGCUGUUGGAAGUGGCCAUAAUGGUGCUUUAAAAGAAAAUGGCCCCCAUAGGGAGUAGCACUAUUAGAAGGUGUGGCCUUGUUGGAGGUGUGUCACUGUGGGGGUGGACUUUAAGGUCUCCUGUGCUCAUGCUAAGUUCAGUGACACAUCUGCUUAUGCUGCCUGGGAUCAAGAUGUGGAACUCUCAGCUUUUCCAGCACCAUGUCUGACAUGCUUCCCGCCAUGACGAUAAUGGACUAACCCUCUGAAAUGUGAGCCAGCCCCAAUAAAUGUUCUCCUUUAUAAGAGUUGUCAUGGUUACAGUGUCUUGUCACAGCAAUAGAAACCCUAAUACACCAUGACGUAUACUGUAUGACCUGCAAAGCCUUAAGUACCUACUGUGAUCUUCAGAAAUGGUUUGCUGGCCCCUGGUUCAGAAGAUGGGAAAUUCUCAAGACUCGAGAGAGUCUUAAGUUAUUAUCUCUCAUUAAAAUGGUGACUUUAGCUUCCAGUGGCAGUUCAUAUGUUGAUCAAAUUAUGUACAGAUUAUCAAAAAUAAAGAUACUGAAAUUUG
Messenger RNA from Mesocricetus auratus (golden hamster), 2124 nucleotides. It is a transcript of the gene Hibch, whose product is annotated as 3-hydroxyisobutyryl-CoA hydrolase. The transcript has 14 exons. Lineage: Eukaryota; Metazoa; Chordata; Mammalia; Rodentia; Cricetidae. The record is from RefSeq and is a predicted model, not a curated record. The coding region runs from base 139 to 1296 and encodes 385 amino acids. Gene Ontology annotation, molecular function: 3-hydroxyisobutyryl-CoA hydrolase activity. Gene Ontology annotation, cellular component: mitochondrion. Gene Ontology annotation, biological process: L-valine catabolic process.